AUGUCUGACUCUGUGCGUGCGCAAAAUAUACGUAUGAAACGCGACCAUGGGAAACAUAGCAUGGUCCGGCGGCAGCAACCCGACUUCAACUAUGUGAACAGCAUUGCAACCAUUCAAAAUCCAAACGAUGCCAUUAAUGCUGUCUUGGGCCUUCCUGGAGUCGGGGAUAGUUCACAGUCAUGGGCGAAACCAGAAAACGGACUUCUCAAUCCCAAUACCGACGAUGGUGAUAGCACCCAGGUGGUGUGGUUUUCCGAUGUCCCAUUCACACAACCGCCGAAUAACGAUGGCUAUGCGGAUGGAAAUUGGAAAUCCAUCCCUGACUACAUUUCUACGCAGGCAUUAAAUUUCACGCUGAAUACGACCUUUGCCGUUACUGACCAGCAAUCGAGUGAUGUGCCAGGACAACCUGUUGUGCAGCCAUUCUAUGUGAACCAAAAUUAUGAUCCAACAAAAAUUAAGCGGGCAUUGAUUGUUUUCCCGGGUAAGCCGCGUGAUUCUUGGAAGUAUGCCACUCUGUUUUCGAAUGCCUUGAACGCUAUCUUGACCAAGCAGCUUUACAAUAUCAAGCCCGAAGAAGUUCUUAUUAUUGCGCCUGCCGUGUUGAACACUGAUGAUAAGGAUGCUAGUGAUUCUCAGGACGGCAGUCUGGGAGAUAACUGGCUGAUCUACAAAGGCUCGAACUGGGAAUCGGGCGGUAGUUCGAAAGCACCGACACUGAACAACUCGAUCACCUUUUACUCGAUGCUGGAUCGUUUCGCUACGGAGCUGAUGAACCAAACAAAAUAUCCGCAGUUGAAAAACCUUGUUUUCGCCGGACACUCUAUGGGUGGCCAAGCAGUCGCCCGUUAUGCAAUGUUGAAAAAACAGACAAAGUAUGACGGCAGUAUCAAGUAUUGGAUUGGAAACCCAGGUUCUUGGGCAUGGGUUUCUUCGUCAACAGACUCUACGGCGAGUGACAGACCUAACCCAAAUCCUGCUGAACCUUGUCCAGACCCGAUGCAGCGCGAGAGGUGGCCAUAUGGCAUUGGUAAUCAAUCGAGCAUUCCUAAAUACGCGAGGAAGCGCUAUACAAACAACGGUCUCGGCUAUACGGAUGUAUUUUUGAACCGUACAGUUCAUUAUUCGUUGGGUUUGCUAGACAAUGGUGCUGGUAGCACACAGUGUGAGGCACAGUACCAGGGCGGCACACAUUUGCAGCGUGGCGCCUAUUUUGCGAGCGCAGUCGGGAUUGCGCACGGAGAUAAUAUGCUUCCUCCGACACACAAUGUUUCUUUCAUUGCUGGCGUCUCGCAUCAAGACUAUCCCAUGAUUGCUGCCACACAGUCUCUUGAUUUCCUCUUUGGGCAAGACUAUGACAAGCCCCGACAAGAUACUUUCGGUAUUCACAAGACACGUCCUCCCAAGACUCCGUCGAAUUCUCCUUCUGAUGGCGACGAAGAAGAGGAUUGGGAGUCGAGCACAUACCGCACCGUUGCAUGGGUCGUGCUGGUGGUAAUUAUUGUCAUUCUCAUUGUCGGAUUCUUUGCGUUUGACCGUAUUUUCAAGCCAAACACACUGGAUUGGGAUCGCGACUACUGGGAGGCUACGGAUGCCAAGCAGCGUCUCUUGUAA
Molecule: messenger RNA, 1614 nt
Organism: Malassezia vespertilionis
Lineage: Eukaryota; Fungi; Basidiomycota; Malasseziomycetes; Malasseziales; Malasseziaceae
Exons: 1
Coding region: 1-1614 (537 amino acids)
Source: RefSeq, a predicted model, not a curated record